AUGAAAGGUGGUCAAGGCGUGGCAAAGCGCGAAGCAGAAAACAUGAAAUUUGCUCUGGAAACCCUGGGCCCUCCAAUCCCCAAGGUUCAUCAUGCUUUCACCGCUGAGAUCCCAGAAGAUCCAGACAUACCCGAAACACCUUUGGUAGAAGCCCACUUCAUUGUCAUGGACUACAUAAAAGGAUCCAUGAUCGAAAAAAGCUGGCAGUCCCUGAAUACGACUGCCAAAGAAACUGUCGCCCAGCAAGUCGCGGAUGUUAUUAACAAGAUGCAGUCUACGAUCCUCAAUCAUAUGCCAGUAGGGCCUAUUGAGAGGUCCCAGGAUGCCAAAUUCCAAGGUCCAUGGUUCACAGACUAUGGCGCAGGGCCUUUCAAUAAGCUUGGGGUUGCGCUGGUAUAUAUCUGA
Messenger RNA from Fusarium fujikuroi IMI 58289, 405 nucleotides. RefSeq lists its product as uncharacterized. The coding region runs from base 1 to 405 and encodes 134 amino acids. Lineage: Eukaryota; Fungi; Ascomycota; Sordariomycetes; Hypocreales; Nectriaceae. The transcript has a single exon. The record is from RefSeq and is a predicted model, not a curated record.